CACAAUAUGAAGAAUUAUCAAGCCCUCAGUUUGCUGUUAUCAACCUCAGCCUUCGGCUUCGGUUGAUAACGGCAAACUUCAGGUUUGAUCAUUCUUUAUAUCGUGCUCAACCUCAUUCAAAAAUUGUUAAGUAAUUAUUAAUUUUGUAUCACAAUGAAUGUUUGUGCUGAAUGUUUAUGACAAUGUGAACUCCAGCUGUUUUAAACAGGCUGAAUAGGCUAGCCACAUGUACGCAGUGCGUACCUGUUUUUGUACAUUUUUAUUAUACAAUUAGCACAAUUCUUAGACUAUUGAACUUUGCAGUUGUGUAGCCAUUUUCGCUUUUUAAAAAUUUGUAAUACAGCUGUAAUUCUUUUGCCAAGAGCAGUAUUUAAAGUCUAUUAUUAUGAUACCGAAGGUCGAGCCCAAUAUUGAAGUCGAGACUUAAUAUUUUGCCAUAUUGGGCGACAAUGAAUUCAAACAGGUGUUUUAUUAUAUCGAACAUAAAAGUUCUUUGUAAGCGAUAACAUAUUACAGCCAAAAUAAUACACGUGGGCGGCGAAUUUGAUUAAAUCACUAAACAAGAAAGUAACUAACUUCGUGCCGCUUGUAUAAAACUCUUAUACUUUUUAACCCGACUAUUUUGUAUUUAAAUAGUAGUAAACUUUAAAAUACGCGAUCUUGAUUAGUUAACUUACGCACCAACUGUAGUUAAUUUUAACUACUUUUUUAUACUAUUGGCCCCUAGUUUUCAACAACAAUUCUACAUAAAAAAAACUCAAUUCCAUUCAGUAAGUCUGUUUUAAAGGUGAUGUGACCUAAUUUUAAUGAAAAAUUAUAUAUCACUAACCUGGCGAUUGUUGUAAACGAAUAAAUUUCGCAAAGACAAGUUUUUCCGCGCUUCUAUAAUUUUCACCAAAGCUGCAGGGUAGAAAUAACUGUGCCUAAAUAAUGUUCCAAAUCCUUUUCAUUACUUUGCGAUCUCAUUUGUUUUGUGUUUGAAAUUGGCAAAGCACCUGAAAAGGUUUGAUCAACCAGGAAAACAGCCAUGUUAAGCUACUGUUCAAUAUAUAUGCUCCUGUCCUACAUCGUAAAAUGUGGGACAAACACGUUACCCUGUUGAAGACUCGUGAUUGGUCAAUUGCAUGCAUGUGAGCAUUUAAUAACAGCUCAUUUAGUCGUGUAAAGUGAGUAGCGAAAGUAAGAUGGAUUUUUGAUUGGAGAAUACGUAACAGACGAAUUUUUUUCAUCCGUCUGUAGUUAAAAUCUGACCAUUCUCUUUUUGAUUUAGGAAAUGACAAUCCAAUGCUUGUAUCUGCGUCAUUUGAUGGAACUUUAAAGAUUUGGGAUGCAAAAAAGCAUCAAGAAAUCCAUACCCUCCGUGGUCAUAAAGGCGAGAUCUAUAGUGUUGCUGUGAGUUCUGAUACGAAGCGUAUUAUCUCCGGGGGUCAGGAUAUGAUUAUGAGGUUGUGGUGUUUCCACACUGGGGAAUUACUUUCCUGUUUUGAAGGUCAUAGCGAUCCAAUCAAGUGAGUUCAUAGACCUUGGCACCUUUCUGACAGCGCUACCAUUCUCCCAAUAGGGACCUUUAGCAUGAUGGACGGCAAGGCGAAGAUCAAAACAAAUUCCUUCAAAUAAAUAACUUUAAGGAAAACUUGUCGUGUAUUAUUCGUUGUACAAAUUUAAUACAGUUUUAGGAGGUUAAGAUGGGAUUUAUAUUUGAGAAUAUACAAGACGUAAAAUCAUUAGUUUGUUAUUUGUAAACAGGGCGAGGAAGACAUUUAAAACUCCCAAGGGACAUUUACAGUAAUCAUUUCUUUAUAACCCUAUCAUGAAUUUCAUUGUAUUAAUAGCGGUCGCCGUCCUGCUGGCUAAAGGUCCCUAAUAUAUGCAGUUGUCAGAUUAUAAUUUCACCGCAGUGUGUGCUUCCAUGCAGUUUUACUCUACCAAACGCCACUGCACACGUUCUCUGGGUACUCUGGUUGGCUUCCUGACUUCCUCCACUAGUCACAAUAAAGAGCAGCACAAUCUGGUUUCUCUCUGCAGUACAACUCGGCCAAUUGGCAAUUGACUUUUACUGGACCUCUAGGGAGAAUAGUUUAGAAGUGAAAAAAUAUCCAGUCCAAAUGCAGUGACUUUUGUUGAGGUUUUCAUCUGUAGACUGUAGUAACACUUGAUUAAUGUGAAAUUGCCCUUACUCGACAUCUACCAGGUCAGUUUAGAACGGACGGACCUGUCUUGUAUAAAUAAAGUUCGUUUUUAGUUACGGUUCGCUCAAUAGAAACACUAUAGGCUAACAAGGAUAAUCCUCUUUGCACCUCCAGAGAGAAUAAAUGACAAAUAAAAUAAGUUUAAAUCGACAAUCACCUUCUUGCAUUUCAGUUCUCUCACACUAACUUCUGAGAAGUUCCAGGCGGUAUCUGGCUCUUCGGAUGAUAGUUUCAGAGUGUGGAAUCUGGAUACUAGCGCACACUUGAAACAAGACAGGUCACGCGGUCAUUCAGAGUCGGUCAUUGCCAUUGCAGUGACACAUGAUGGCUCGAGAUGUGUUACCGCUUCCUUUGAUGGCUUUUUCAAAGUAUGGAUGUGUGAAAACAAAAAGGAAUGCUUUACUUUGAAAGGUAUAAACAAAAUUGUGUAUUUGAGCCGGUUUUCUUCUUCAACCGUAACGAGAUGUUACGUAUUCUUUUAAGUCUGUUACAAACGAGCUCGUUUUCUAUGAUAAGUUUUCAUAUGACAAGCUUUAUUUACUUGCCUGUAAUGGCAACUUGCAUAAUUUUUUUUCAUGACAAGUACAGAUGUUGACUUGUCUUCGAAAAACUUGGCAAUGUUUAAAUUUUGGUCGUCUGUAUGGGUCAACAAAUAAAAUUUGACAAGGUUAUUUUUAAAGCACUUCCAUGCAGUGGACAGCGAUAAUGAUGUGGUUAUUAUAGAUGUGUUUGAAAUUUUCAUCCAACAAAAACCCUUCUCAACCGUUAGUUCUAUCGAGCGAGAUCACAGGGGGUCGAACUAACAGCUGUGUUAUGAAUAAAACAUAUUAAUUAAACGUAAUAUGAAUAAAACAUCAUAACGUAAUAUUGCACUUACUUGUAUAAAUCAUAAGAGCUUGCAUUUUAAUACAGUGAAUAGCUUCAAAAACUUGCUUCGUUCCAAAGACUUCAAAUAUGGCGAAUAAAUUGACAAAACGAUAAUAUUACAUGACGUUCCAACGAAAAUAACAGAAAGGAUUGUGGGCGCGAGCGGAAGGCGGGGUAAUAUAUAUUAAUAGAAGGGAUGAAACACCGGUAAUGCGAUCGUGUGAUGUGUUCCAUAAGUAGCCUGUUCUCUCGGAAAAUUCCAAAAUGCCUCCUGCCAACUCCAACAACGCCUACGCGCUUAAUUAAUUAAAAUAAACAAUGUUUAGCUAUACCGGCUAAUAUGAAAUGUUUAAAUGUAGCGACCAACUUUUUUUUUACAUUAUUUAGUUUUAUUAUUAUUUCGUCAUACGUCACGAGAACAGGCUACUUAUGGAACACAUCUCGCGAUAAUGGCCAAGAAUGCUCGCUGUUAUAAAUCCCAUAAAUUAGAUUGAUCAGUGCUUUUUUGGUAAUGACUAGGCUUGUUCAUGUAAGAGAACAUCGACUGAGCCUUAAAAACCCCACAAAAAGCUUAAACGGAUAGUCUAGAAGCAUUUUAAAAAGUCACGUGAUAUUUGUUUCAUCCCUUCUAUUUAUUUCUUCCCUAGCCUUCCGCUCGCGCCCGCAAUCCUUUCUGUUAUUUUCGUUGGAACGUCAUGUAAUAUUAUCGUUUUGUCAAUUUAUUCGCCAUAUUUGAAGUCUUUGGAACGAAGCAAGUUUUUGAAGCUAUUCACUGUAUUAAAAUGCAAGCUCUUAUGAUUUAUACAAGUAAGUGCAAUAUUACGUUAUGAUGUUUUAUUCAUAUUACGUUUAAUUAAUAUGUUUUAGUUCGACCCCCUGUGGCGAGAUGCCCAAAUUAACGAUAAUGAUAUUAGGUAUGUCGUAAAAGACAUCACCUACCAGGUUCGUUUGGUUAAAUAUAUUGAAAGAAAAUAGUACGAAACGCUGUGUUUAAGAGUUAAAAACAGCACUGAAAGGAAAAAAAAUUGUCUUGUGACCAAGGCACAGCUAAUCUAAACUAAUUGUCUAAAUAUCAAUGUUUCUAAUCUAGUAUUAUUCAACAGUUAUCGUGGCGGCCAGACAACCAAAAAUUUAUCAUAGAAAAUUUGUUGUACAUACACACGCGCAAUUAGUACUUAAAAACUUGUGAUAGAAAACUUGCUCGUCUGUAACAGGCUUUAUUUCCUGACAACUAAUGAUAUGGGCGCAAAAGAAAAUCGGUAAGAUACCGUUGAAGUGGAGAACAGCCUUAUUUUUAUACGAGACAAGAACCAUCUGUCUGACGGAUCUCUCUUAACAAAACCGUGUUUUAUAAGUUAUUGAAUAGGGUUAAUCUAUACUGCUUAAUGUUGACACAUUGCAGGGUAGGAGGACAAUGCUGAGGAUAGCGGAGUUUAUGUGACUUUAACCAUAGAUUUAAGCAGGAACGCUCCGGACAUGAGCGAAAAUAUGCAAAUGAUGUUUACACUGUCUGCCUUGCUUUGGUCUACAUUUUGCUAAAAUAAACAAUAUUUGGCUUAAGCUAAAGUCUAAGAUUUCUGGCUGUGUAAACGUAUCACAAUUGCCCUAGCUCAGGCCAGGCAAAAGGUAGUAUAACCCGUGUUCCUAUCGAAUAAUAACACCGGUCAAGAAAGACAGAAAGUUAAAUUAAACUUGUUUUAUUCACAUAAUUUCGCUUUAAAAUAUAAAACUAAAUAUUCACCCAAAGGCUAUCGUUUCAACUUCGAGAAUGCUGCUCUCUUCACUUCCUGUCAUGUGACACAAUGGAACUAAGCUAAACUAAACUAAAGCGGGGAGGGGUAGUACUUUAAAAACCCUAAACAGCUAUUCCCCACACACUCUCCCCCACUUUAAGUGUGUCCAUCCACACGCUAUUCCAACGAAACACCCGUACUAUUGUCUAUAGGGUGAUCAAGCCUAAACAAAUCUAAAUGCAAGUUUUACCUGUUACUAUACUAGCGCCGUCCUAGCUUGUUUAAUACAGUUCAGAGACUGUUCAUUUUUUCUUUGCAUCUUUUAUGCAGCAUCACAAGUUCAAUUCUUUUUUUUUUCAAGAAUACCUAAUAUUAACUAAAGUAUCUGAUAAACCAUCUAUUAUGCAUAUGCACAGCUUGGACCGCCGUAGUAGACGGGUGGUUGUCUGUACAAAGGUGGAGUAGCAAUCUGGGGAAUGGGUUGUGGAAAGCGUAGGUAAUUAUUGGGAAAGCGUUGGGGGUAGAAAUGAUUGGGAAAAGGUUGAGGGUAAAACGUAGGCAUGCUAGGAUAUGGAGGAAAAGGGGAACAAAACAUCUCUUGUGGAGGGAACAAUCUUCGUUUACCGUCUGUACACUUGACAAAUAAGGGGGGAAAUUCUGUCGGAUUACCCAUUGCGUCGUAAUUUAGCAUGUUAGGUGGCCGUCGCGUCCGAACUGACCAUCGAAGCACAGCUUCCUCUGUUGGAUCUUCGGUCUCGGCAGUGUCUGUACGAGUUGCUGGUUCUUGUAUUGGUUCAUCGGUAUCAUGACCGUGAUUAUCAUCGAAUUGUUCCUGUAACCCAGCGUCCAGUACUUCACAAGUUGCCGCAAGUGUUUCGGCCAAAUUUUCUGUUGUUGUUGCAGGCUGGUUAGCAUACACUUCAGCAGGAGUAAAUCCGCAAAAUUCUUCAUCAUCACUGUCACGUUCAGAUUCUUCAUAUUCCGCACCUUCCCCACUAUUUUGAGCCUUCCGUUCAUUUCUUAAACGUUCAGGUUUAACCGAUGGUAUGAGAUCCAUUGAAUUAUCUGGGGACAAGAAGUCGCAAGGAAGGAGCAGAUUUCUAUGUAGAGUUCUUUUCUUGUUCGUGGCUAGGCCCUCGGGUUUCACCACGAAUACUGGCAUUUCUCCUUUCCACCACGACGUGAAUCUGAUCUUCUCAGUGGGACCGGAGUUUCCCAGGCCCACCACGUUCAGAGAGGUUUCGUACCAGGACUCUGUCUCUUAGCUUUAAUUCUGUACAACGAAUCUUCUUGUCGUAGUGCUUCUCCCCUAUUUCUGCAGACUUUCUGCUGUUUUCUAUCGCCUUCGCAUAAGCUUCUUUCAUUGCUCCCUUCCAUUUUUUCACAUACUGUGUGUGGUUUCCAGUGGUUGUGGUAGGUGAUAGUCCGAAGAGGAGAUCUAUUGGUAACCGUGGAGGGCGGCCGAAUAGUAAAAAGAAUGGCGAGAACCGUACCCGGUAGCAUUGUUCACUGUGCAAUUAUAUGAAUGAACGACCUUAUUUACCGACAUAUGCCAUUUGCUUUUCUGAUUUUCUGGUAAAGUCCUUAACAUAGCCAGUAACGUUCGAUUCCGUUCAGCCUUGCCGUUGGCCUGAGGAUGGUAAGGUGUUGUUCGACGUCGACGAAUUCCAGUGACCUUUUCUAACUGAUGGAAUAGAUUGUUUUCAAAUUCUCUACCUUGAUCAUGUGGUAUAUGAGCAGGGAAACCAAACCGAAGGAUAAAGUCAUUAUACAUUUUUUCUGCUGCGGUUGUACUCGAUUUAUUUCUAGUCGGAUAUGCUUGUGCGAAGCGAGUGAAAUGGUCGACGAUAACCAAUAUGUAUUCAUAUCCGCCAGAACUUUUCUCGAGAUGCAUGUAAUCGAUUGAUAUCAAUUCGAACGGGGAACACGUUGUUAUACUACAUAGUGGUGCACAUGUUGGUCGAGAGGGUCUACGUUGUUUGAGACAACCGCAAACAUUAAUUAGUAACAAAAUGUGUUAUUUCGCGUUCCAUAUUAGGCCAAUAGAAUCUUUUUCUCGCUAAUUCUCUCCGUUCCUAAAUGUCCCAUAUCCUGGUGCAGUUCUUUGUAAACCGUAGGGAGAAAUUUUCUUGGCAAAACGAGUUGUGUGUAUGGACCGCUUUCGCGACGUAGUAAUCCGUCCUUUCCAAUCUUAAGUUUAUGCCAUUGCUGCAACAGGGUCUCUCGGUAUUGGGUAGUUCAUUUUUCGCAUCAUGAAUGGAUGAUAAAUAAAUGAUCGUACCUUACCGAUCGACAGAUCUUUUUGUGCCUUGAGAAUUACAUCAUUACCGAUGCUCAAUCUACACCCAUCGUUAGUUAGAAAAUCGUUAUCAAUAUCCGGGAGAACUUCGUCGAGUGUUAGAGCUGUAACCCAUGUAGCGUUUCCAUAUUGCUGUGCGGUAAUACCCGUAAUUACAGCCUUGAUGUUUUCACUAGGUACCUCCUCCGUGCACAUUUCUCGGUAAUUUGCCAAGUCUACAGGCAUCCUUGACAAAGCAUCUGCAUCUUGGUUAUUACGCCUCGGGCGGUUUGGUUAUUACGCCCCCGGCCGUACUUUAUGUCGAAUAUGAAAUCCGCGAGUUCGGACACCCAGCGAUGACCCGUUGCAUUUAAUUUAGCUGUUGACAGUAUGUAUGUUAAUGGUUAUUAUCUGUAUAGAUCGUAAAGUUCGGGGCAUAGUAUAAAAUGUCUCGAAAGUGUUCGCAGACAGCCCACUUUAAGGCUAAGAAUUCUAACUUUCCAGCAUGGUACCUUCUUUCUGCAGGGCUUAGGGAUCUCGAACCAUACCCGAUUACUCGCAUCUUUAUCUCUUACAUUUGAUACAACACAGCGCCUAGUCCCUGAAGUGAUGCAUCUGGUUGACUAUAAUCUGGGUAACCCAGGAUGAGACAAUCAAGAAGUUCACUGAGAGCAUUCUGGUGUUGGCUUUGCCACUGAAUUGGUUGUGAUGAUAGUACACUGUUUUUCACAUUACUCGAGUUAGAAUUCAUAUUAGGUGGAGCUUGUAACAAAUCGAAUAGUGGUCUUGCGAUUCGUGCAAAGUCCUUAAUAUAUCUCCGAUAGUAGCCGAGAAGUCCCAGAAGUUUCUCGUUAUUCGCCAAUUGUCUUCGGUUCUGAGUCCUUUAAUGCUCUUACUGCUUCAGUCUUUCCUGGGUCGAGUCUGUACCCCUCCGCUGACACAAUCUGUCCCAAAUAGUUAAAUUCCCUUUGAAAGAAAUUACACUUUUCUGGUUUUAACUUAAUUCCAUUGGCACGUAAUCGUUGCAUAACCAAACGGACAUGCUCAACGUGUUCAUCAAAUGUUUUACUAAAUAUAAUAAUGUCAUCUAAAUAUUGGAUGCAAAUGUCCUCUUUGAGACCCUCUAGGCAGUGUUCCAUCAACCUUUGGAAUUCUCCGGGUGCAUUUCUAAACCCAAACGGUAUGCGAACCCACUUGGAUAAACCCCACGGGGUGAUAACCUUGAUGAUAGGCCUUCCCCUGAUCUAACACUUUGAACCAUUUGUUGCCACCAAGGCUUUCGAGCGUCGCUUGCACUCUUGUAAUGGAUGUCUAUCAAGUACUGUCUUCUUAUUUAGUUGUCUGUAAUCCACGCAUAGCCGAAGGUUCCCAUCUUUUUUUCUGACACAGACCACUGGCGAUGAAUACGACGAACGUGAUUUUUGAACAUAUCGCUUAUUCAGUAAAUCCUCGACAUACUGUUUAAACUCCGGAUAUAGAGGUCGUGGAAUACCUGUGUAAUUCUUCUGUACUGGAACUGAAUCUGUAAGAUGAAUAUUCAUUUGUAGACCUUUAGCAUCGCCAAUUUCACCAGACUGUAUAACAUCCAUUGGGUUUAUUGAUCUCGCCAUUUGAAGCGUUCCUAACACAGUUCUCCUUUUCAAUACAAUAGCACGAUUACUGGGAUUGUUAACUUGAAUACUGACUCGAGCUCCUCUUGACACAACUGUGAGUGUUUCUGGUACUUCUAGUCCAUCCGCCCAAGGACAUUCUGGGUUGGGCUCGAAUAACGCUGGUACUCGCAUUUCCAAGGGACCAACAUCAACAUGACAAACUACCUUUACCGAUUGACCUGGUUGAAUUACUAUGUCUGGUUUAGUAGUUUUAACAUUACACAAGUCAUAGAUCCUUUCCGAUUGUAAAAACGCCACUAGAGCCUCAACUUCUGCACGUUCAAUAUCCAUUAAACUACAACGUAGCACAUCCACAAAAGAUGUCUGUUUGCCUUGGUUAACUUUCACAGCCGAUUUUCUAGUAAUUUCUUGAAUUACAUUAUAGCCCACAACCGGUAAAUCGAGAACAACCUUGCUGACUAAAAAUGGUAUUUUUAACCCAUAGUCACUAUUUGUCCCGAGAAGUGAAAAGUCAAUGUCCACCCACAAUAUGGCAGUGCAGUUCCAUUUGCUGCUUUUAGCUCUAGUUCGUUAACCCCGAGAAGUUCCUCCACUCCCUGAAUUUUUGCCUUUGGCAAAUGUUCCUGAAGCCAAGCACUAGAAACAAUUGAAACUUGGGCCUCUGUGUCCCAGAGAGCAGUUGUCUUCACCCCAUUCAAUGAACAUUGUACAGUACAUUUCCUCCCCACCAACCGUGUAAUAUUUUACUUAAUUUUUCGAAAAAUUGGUAUUGUUUACUUCCCAGUACCAACACCGUCACAUUCAGCAGAAAAUCCGCAUUUAACAAGCCUUCAAAACCGUAUUUUUACGACUAAGACGACAGAAUAUAAACCCGUACUCAAGCCUUGACGAAAUAUAUCCACAUCUUUGCGCAGUAUUUUCAACGUUAAAAUCCCUUUGUGGGUCCUGGCAGGAUCGCCAAAAUGUAACUCGUGUUCCUAUCGAAUUGUAAAACCGGUUUAUUCACAUAACAACUUGUUUUAUUCACAUAAUUUCGCUUUAAAAUAUAAAACUAAAUAUUCUCCCAAAGGCUAUCGUUUCAACUUCGAGCAUGCUGCUCUCUUCACUUUCUGUCAUGUGACACAACGGAACUAAGCUGAACUAAAGGGGGGAGGGGUAGUAAUGCAAAAACCCUAAACGGCUAUACCCCUCACAGUAGCAGUUUGAACACGGCUUUUGUAUAAACACAAGGCAAAAUCGCAGUCUAGCUACAGUAGCACUAUAUUUAUAAUAUAGUAACACAUGCUCGUAUAGGAACACCAUACGCUUUAUAUUUUCAGUUCGUAUUUUCUGUGUUUAUAUAGUAUACAUGCACAUAGAUUGAUCAACCGUGUAGACAAUGAAUUACUCUUGUAAAUUUCUGUAUAUAUGCCGAUAGUUGACGGACGUCUGUGUUUUGCGUUAAUACACAGACUAAUAAUCAGACAUACUCCCUUCCCAAGUUUGUCCAGUUUCCAGACGGUUAUUAUAGGGACCUUCAGAUUGACGUUUUUUCACGAAUAUCUCAAACGGCUAGCUAUCGCGUGACUACAUUCCCGCGGUGGAUUUUCUGUAAAUUUUCAGGUUUCCAACUUGUGCAAAUUGUUUUGACGUACAGAAAAUAUCAAGCUUUAUCCUAUAGUAUUAACUAGAAUAAAUGCUUGUAAUAUUAUCUUAACUUCAUAUUGCACUAAGUUUGAAAGACGAAAAACGCAAAACUACCUCUCUCCUCUGCAGCCCUUGGCUAUGCCUUAUCCAAAAGAAGGUCGAAAGAAUGCUUAAUUGGCGAAAUAAUGCUAUAUCGUUGAUUUCCUCUCCGCAUUUUGAAAAACGUGCUCCAAACUUUCCCAGAAAGUGUAUAAUACCAAGACGCUGAUACCAUGCAGUAACAUAAUAUUGUACCUAAUAGUACCAGUAACAAAAUCUACAAAAGAUUAUAUUGUUUAAGGUUGAAAAAUAUAAUGACAUUUCAACUGCAUGGGAAAUGACCCGCCGAAGUUGUACUUCGACAAUAACCACAUUGAUGAACACUCAACACGUUUUUUUACAGACACUGUAAUCGGGAAUAUUGAUUAUUAGAAGCGCAGAGAUGGCUGAAAUACAACCCCAAAUUGCCACAAAUUUUCUACGCCAGGGUUGUACUAGCUUUUAAAAAAAAUUGUGGAAGCGAAUUUGUGUGAUAAUUUUUGUUUAGAAAGUGUCGCACAUAAUGUGCAGUAGUGUUUACCUCACACCGUAUCGAAUUUAAAAAGCUGGUAUUGCCUAAUUGCCCAUCCUUACUGUUAUUCUGUGUUGCUCUAGCUCAGCGAUUAAAGCCUCUACUGAGGAGAGAGUACAGCUGUCAAAACAAGAUGGGGGUCUAUACUCUAAACCAUCUAUGAUUUUGUACUUCAAUCUCAAUCUUCACAAAAUUUAUUGCUUCUGCAGGACCGGUUGUUCAAAAGGCGAUCAGCGCUAAUCCUGGGUUAACUUAAAAUUCAAAGCACACUUCCUGACAGCUUGUUUUUUAAUUUGCAAAUGUUUCUUCACAAAUCAUUUUUGGAUCAAUAGGAGUUUUCUUUUCUGACUUUUUGAAAUAAAUCGACAUGCAGAAAUAUGCAAACUAAAACAGCGAGUUCAAUUUUAACCCUGGGUUAACGAUAAUCUACCUUUGAACAACCGGCCCCCGGCAUCUAAACUGAAACUGCAGAUUUCUGAAAUAAAAAUUUUAAACCUCAAUCUUAACAUCUCUAAUGUCUUAUUAUUUUACUUAUCCAUCACUAGAUCCCAAGGGAUAUCCAGAAAAUGUUGCAAUCUCCGCUGAUGAUCGCCAUGUUGUGUCGCUAUCGUCAGAUUCCUUGUCAUGCUCGAUAAAGGUAUAGUAAAGACCAGAAUACAUGCAUGUGAAUAUCAUGAUAGGCCUUCCAUGGAGGGUGCAUGAUUACCGCCAAAAUUAAUAUUUGAAUUUUGCAUUCCAAGUUCUAGAUUUUGUUGUUCGUUCGUAUUUUGAAUUGAAUUGAAUUUUGAUAUUAGAGAAUUGAAACUUGAUGUUCGCAAUUGAAUUUGGACUCCUAUUUACGCAUUCUGUCCUUGAGCAUUCCAUUGUGAUGACGUCAAAUUAUGCGUGACGCUCAGAACACAAUUUUUAACUCGUAUUUAAUAGUAAUUUAUUUCCCGCAAAUAAUUUUAAUGUUACAUGCAUGCAAUGUGAUCAUAUAUAUAAAUUUGUAGUAAAUGAUAUUACAAAAUGGCGGAAAGAAGUGAUGGUCUAGAGUUCUCAUAUCAUCUUCGGAAUUCCAUUGUAAGCUGUAUUGCAGACCUUGAAGGAAAUCCAGAUCGAGACUACAGCAUUUUUCGCAUCGACUCGCUUUAUCACACUGCUCUUAGAUUCGACAAAGCGUUUGAGUUAGAUGAAUCUUUUACUGAUUUAAUUUCACAAGCAAAGAACUUGCUCUUUGAGAGCCAUGUUGGUACAGAGUUGUUAAACACAUUUGUAUGUCCAUAAGCCUAUGGCUUAAAAUAACUUGUUUAUCCCCAAGAAUUACUUCGACCACGCUUCGCCGGACGUUGGGCGAAGGGUCGCCGGUCACCUAAAUUCAUCGUAGUUCACCUAAAUUCAUCGUAGUUCACCUAACGCAAGUGCAAUUGCGAACUUCAAAAUUUAAUUCUUUGAUUAUCAAAAUUCAAUUCAUUGACACGAACAACAAAAUCUAGAACUUGGAAUGCAAAAUUCAAAUAUUAAUUUUGGAGGAAAUUACCCUCGGUGAUAGCCUUCUCCCCAUAACUUUAGAUUUGUGUCGAAAAUGUCCGCAGCACGUCUGCCUGGAAAUUAUUGACAAAAGUCUUCCGUAGAAUUUUUCAGGAUGUCUUAGAAUAAAUAUCCCUCUGUAGAAGACCUGGUUGAACGCAAAAUUUCUCCCAAGUUUCCACCCAAUUUUUGGCCCGGUUUCUAAAGCCCCGCACAGACGAGCAAUUUCUCGUUGACAAGUUUCUUGUCAAGAUUAUUUUCUCCUGUGCACGACAAACAAUUUUUGUGAUCAAUUUUUCCGUGACCAGUUUUAUUACGAGCCUGCAUGUUGCGACACGUCCGAAUACUUCAUGUUCUACUAUAUAGGCCUGAAGACGAAUGAAACUUUAAUACUAUGUACUGCAUUUUCAAAUCAAAGCAUUUCCUUGUCAAUUUUUCCUGGGGGGUCGUACACACGAACAGUUUUCCUGGUUCAAAAGCUGGCAUAACCAGCUUUUGCCAUACACACGAGCAAAUAAAACUUGUCAAGGAAAAAUUGCUCGUUUGUGCGGGGCUUAAAGUACCAGGGCAUCAAAUAUAAAGAACUGCCAUACUUUCAAGGAGACUAAAGUCUCCACAGGGAGGCAGUUGCCCCUCCACCUUUUAUCACACGGGCAAGCUGGUAGGUUUUCGUAUAAGGUAUAAUCAGGGGUUUCAUAAUGAUUUGAAGUAGGCGGCUGUACCAAAAAAGUAGCCGGCUGUGACUGAUAGUUAAAACAUCGCGCGGAGAGGGGGGCGUGCCCUCGCAUGGAAAUUUAAAAAAUUUUCGCCGCAAAUUAACAAUCAAAUAAUAUAGAAAAAGUAAAAAGAUAAAGUACAACUGUUAACAUGUUAGAUUUGAAUGUCAUUUGCAUUUAUACUUGUAAGUGACAAUGUAUUUUAAUGUGCUACUAGUAGUUUAAUUUUUACAGCUGCAUGAACAGAAUGACAAUGUACACUAUUAGUAUUAAUUUAUGAGUCCGGGAUCAUUAAUCAAAUGAUGUUAUACUUAUGUACGUAAUGCAGUGUUGUAACGAGUCGAGUCAUUGACUUGGACUCGAGUCAACUCGAGUUGCCAUUUUCAGCGACUCGACUCGAGUCAAAAACGAAAAAUGACUCGACUCGAGUCGAGUCAACAGCCCCAAAUGACUCGACUCGGACUCGACUUGCUGAUUUUGCCGUAAAUUACUCGAGUCAACUCAGCUACAACUUGUAGAGAAUAAAUUCAUCAAAAUUAUUGUGAUUGUGUUGCUUGGGAAAUACAAUGAGCCCUGUGAGAACAAUGAGAACUUCGAAAUUUUAUCAGAAAAUAUUUGGGAUUUGCAUAGAAUACAGUAUAUUCCUGAAGGGCAUGUCUAUAUUACAUUUCUGUUUUUAGAAACAACACUUAUGUACUUAUGCUAAUUCUGACUGGCUAUCUUCGUUUUUGGUAUUUAUGAAGUGCUAUAUAAUUUCAAAUUAACUUACAAAGCAUGGUUAAGUAGAGUCUAUUCUUUGUUAAUUCUGACUCCAGUUGCAAGUUAUGCUAGUUGUAUAUACGUACACUCGAUCAGCAGGCAUGAUGAGACAUCUCAUGUGGUUGUACUUAAUAUUGACUAUAACUGUAAUAUUCGUACAGCCUAUGGCUACUCAGAUACUGUUAUUACAUGACUAAAGUGAUUAGCUUAAAACGUAGAUUUGAUUACUAAUUUCAAACUGCAAGCUAAAGUAGCAAACCCUUACAAAAAGCGUGAGGUGGACCGUUCUCGUCCCCAGAGCCAUUUUCACUCGGUCACUCUUUGAAAAGUACGCUGUGGGUUAGGCGACUAAAGCGAGAGAUCUGAUUGGCUUCUCAGAGAAAUCCUAUUUCGCAGAAGUUGAGCAGUUUUAGCUAGGAAAAAUUAUUCUAUCAACAUAUGUCAACGCAAGUACUUCGUGUCUUCGUAAUACUUAAUUUUGAAAAUUGUUACGGGUGCUAAAGUGUCCCAAUUUAAGACCAUGCGCUUUAGAAACUACUGCAAGUUUACUUGCACUUCCGGUUCCGUAUGUUUCAGGGCCUAGGGAGGUCGCGCGCGGCCAAGAGACCCUGGGGACAAGGAUGUGGGUGGACUUGACUGAAGUUAAGUCUAGCUAUUGGCUCGACUCGACUUAAACCAAUGACUCGACUUGACUCGAGUGAAACUGCUGACUCGACUCGAGUGAAGCCACUGACUCGACUCGAUCAGAAACUGAAAUGACUCGAUUCGACUCGUGACUCGACCUUUGAGUGACUCGACUCGUGACUCGACCUAUAGGUGACUCGUUACAACACUGACGUAAUGAACUUUACUUCAUCACUUUAUCAUAAUUAAUUUACUUUCAAAGCAUUAAUUAGUCACUUGAAAAACAUUUACCAAGGUAGCUCUGAAUCUGACUCGUUCUCUGGCUCACUGUCAAAUUCUGAUUCCUCAAUGCUUAAGUCACUGCCAGAGUCAAUCAGAGUCAUCUUCCUGUUCAGGAAGAUUCAGAGCCGCUGACCAUUUGCUACGAAAUUCAAGAUGGCGACGAGAAAACAAAGAAUGUUUAUAUUAUCGCUUUUUCGACAGCAAUUUAAGAAAGCAAGCUAUGUUUGGUACUAUGUAUUAUUGAUCUUCCAAACUAAGUGAUGUUUUGAACUAAGAAUUCUAGCUAUAGCGUUCUUUACUAAACUUUAUUUUUCUUGUCCUUGUAUUUCUUUUAAACAAGUUUUAUGUAGCACUAGUCAGUGAAUUGACAUCACAGAUCCGAAACGACAAGACAAGACAAAAAACUUUAUUGACCCAUUUUUACAACAAUAAAGACAUUAAAUAAAUAAGUAGACAUUUUACAAUUUUAUUAUAGGGUCCUGGCAAUCCUGAAAUAACCUGGGAUAGCUAAAAAUACAGGGUUAUAGGUGUUGGCGCGGUUAUAAGACGUAGAAAUUAUGUAAAUUCUGUAAUCCUCCGAAUAUAGGCCAACCCGAACACAAGUCCCUCCGUGUAUAAGCCUCUCUGUGUAUAAGCCCAUGGGCUUAUUAUUGGACAACAGCUCAGACGCGUGACGAUAAUUACAUUACAGUAUUAUAAUAAGUUGUCCAACUUGUUUUAUUAUGUGUUACAUAUUGUCUGUUUAUAUUUCUUUUCGUUCACGAUGUAGUUUACAGGUACAAUAAAUAUUACUAACACCAAAUGUGGUCCGUAUAUAAGCCCCCCAUAUAUAAGCCCCCUCCCCCCGAUUGGAUAGGCCCGUCAAAAAGUCCUUACCAAUGAAUAUAACCCCAGGUCUUAUAUUCGGAGGUUUACGGUAACGUAGUAGUUUGAGGAAGAACGCCGUACUAGAAUGUUCAAGGGAAUACAAUUUAUAGUCGCCUGGAGCAGAAAUGCUAUUGUUAAUGAACACGUAUUCAUUGACGUUGCCACUGUAUUUCGCAAACUCAUGCACUGUAAUUAGCAUUACUGAUGUGACCUUCAAAAUUAAUGAAAAUAAAUUAGAGUAACUGUGUUUUAAAUGUACAAUAAUGAACAAUUAUUGGAUGAGGUUGAGCAGGGUAUCCAGAAUUUUCCACCGGGGUCAAUGUUUUCUGCCGAAGGCUGAGGCAGAUAACAUUGACCGAGGUCUGAAUAAUUCUGGAUUCCCUGCGUUCGCCGAAUCCAAUAAUAGUUUUAUUAUUUAUUCUGAUACAGUAACGAAUAAGACAAAUAAAAAUUAAAAACAAAUGAAAGUUCAGUAAAUUCAUUAACUUCUCGUAAAAUUUCCCGCCAAUAUCUCGGGCUACGUCUAGUAAGCUCUACAGAUUACUGUUUCCGCUGAAAAUAGUACAGGCACCUACAAAUACUUAAAAUUAUUUGCAGGUUUUAGCCAAUGAGAACACAGUACAAUGAAUAAUAAUGCCAAAUAUUAACCCUCUACUUCUAGCUCAACUAGAAUAAGGAAUGGGGGUUGUUCAGCGUGGCCUCAGGCAGCUGGAACAGCAGACCGGAAUGGCGGAAUCCGAACCACACGAAUUGGUGGGGGAGGGGGAGACUCUGGGUUAGCCGUUUUCAGCGUGGGUGGACUUUUCUAUCUUUGCGUUAUGAAUAAUUAUAUUAUCGAAGGUUAUUUCAUUUCCCAAAACAGAAACCCGAGAGAGAAUACCAAGAAAGUCCCGGCAAAAUCUCCAAACUUUCCACGGGAUUUUCGAGAUCCCAAAACUCUUGAACACUUGUUUGGAGUGAUACACUCUUCGAGUUGGAAAAUGCGAUGUAAAUUAGAGUAUAAUAUUUAGUAUACAGUAUAAUUAUUUGCCAUAAUAAAGAUCCGGGUUUUUUCUUGUGCACACAUUAACCUGAAAGUGCGUAUGCCAGUUAAAGAAACAAAAAAUAGUAUGAGAUAAGCAACAAAUGGCAUUUAUGUUUACAUACAUUUAUGUUUACAUUUAUGUUUGCAAUAUAAGCAAAACUUAAUGAACUGCAAACUUCGUUUUCUCUUUGGCGUACCAGCUAAAAUUUCUUUAUUUUAGCAUUAUUUUAUUUUUGAUCAUGCGCUAAACAUACAUUUUAAGCAAUUAAAACGUGUAGAAAAAUUACGAAAUUAAUUUUGAAUUCGGUAGUUUUGAGCGUGUGUUACCUAACGUACAAAAUAUCUCCUUUUUUUAAGGUUUGGGACUUGCUUGAUGGCAAUCAGAUUUCUGGUAUUGAGCUUGAUAACAAAGCUGGGUUAGUUCGCUUCAGUACGGACGGGAGGCUAGUUAUAAUUGGAUGUGAAGACGAGCGAGUUGUUAUAUGGGAUUGGCAGAACUAUGAUAAAAAGCGGGUGGUCACCUUACCAUCGUCAUUCACCACAUUUGCCGAAAUAGCAUGCGAAGGGAACAUAAUUUACACGUGCAGCCGAAAUAUGAAAGUUUGUCAAAUCGAUCUCGGCUCGCUAGAAGUAUCGGCUGUUCGCCAAGGGCCCUAUCCAAAUUGUACACCUGUGGUUGUAUUACCAGACGGCAAAACAGUAUUGUUUUUGUCACUUGCUUAUAGUGGGCUUGCCAAGUGGACACUUUCGUUUAACAGCGUGUUCGUAUAUGAAGCAGGUACGUAA
This is a messenger RNA of Paramuricea clavata, 17483 nucleotides long. NCBI's taxonomy places the organism in Eukaryota, Metazoa, Cnidaria, Anthozoa, Malacalcyonacea, Plexauridae. The record is from the annotation of a GenBank genome assembly.